AUGGCGGCGGAGGGAGAGAAGAGGGGAGCGAUGGAGGCAGAGAAGGGAGCGGUGGAGAAGGGAGGGGACGUUGCGGCGGCGUCGGAGGAGGGGAAGUGUGUGGAGGAAGCGAAGGAGGUGAUGGCCGGCGGUAAGAUGGUCAUCCUGAGGAGCUCGCAGCCGGAGAAGAAGCGGUACGAGGUCCCGGAGGCGGCGGCGCGGCUGUCGGUUAUCCUCGGAGGAAUGCUCGACGGAGGUUGCACCAUCGACGACGACGGCGUCGUUAUCCCCUUCACCGCCAGGACCCUGGACACGGUGUUCGAGUACUGCAGCAAGCACGCCGAGGCUACCAAGUCCGACUCCGACCACUUCGCCGCUGCCGCCACCAAGUCCGACCCUAACCCCAGCGCCGAGGCCAGCGUCGGCGGUGUUAACACGGCGGCGUCCGAGAACCUGGAGGAUUGGGACCGCAAGCUCGUCGACCGCCUAAGCAUGGACGACCUCUACGACGUCAUCCACGCCGCCAACUUCCUCGCCAUCAAGGGGCUCCUCGACGUCGUCUACCAGAGGGCCGCCGACAUGAUCAAGGGCAAGACCCCUGACGAGAUCCGCGCCACCUUCAACAUCACCAACGACUUCACCGAGGAGGACGAGGAGGAGUUUCGCGAGCAGUACUCCUGGAUCUUCGACGUCGAGUAGGAGCCUCUGAAUCCGCUUCAUGCUGCUCUAACAUCUUACUAAAUCUACCGGCCUAGCGCGCGUUCCAUGUUCUGCUGCCUCCUUUCUUCUGACGCCCGUCGUAGUGGUUGCUUCGUACAGUAGUUGUCUCGCUUCGAUAGGCUCAGAUCAACUGGGUUUACGCACUUGCUUAGCAUUUUCGUUUCGUCCUGUCGAAG
This is a messenger RNA of Panicum virgatum (switchgrass), 875 nucleotides long. RefSeq names its product SKP1-like protein 1B. Gene Ontology annotation, molecular function: cullin family protein binding. Gene Ontology annotation, cellular component: cytoplasm; nucleus. Gene Ontology annotation, biological process: SCF-dependent proteasomal ubiquitin-dependent protein catabolic process. The transcript has a single exon. NCBI's taxonomy places the organism in Eukaryota, Viridiplantae, Streptophyta, Magnoliopsida, Poales, Poaceae. The coding region runs from base 1 to 678 and encodes 225 amino acids. The record is from RefSeq and is a predicted model, not a curated record.